This is a messenger RNA of Danio aesculapii, 1554 nucleotides long. RefSeq names its product vesicle (multivesicular body) trafficking 1 (gene vta1). The transcript is spliced from 8 exons. The coding region runs from base 90 to 1001 and encodes 303 amino acids. Gene Ontology annotation, cellular component: multivesicular body. NCBI's taxonomy places the organism in Eukaryota, Metazoa, Chordata, Actinopteri, Cypriniformes, Danionidae. Gene Ontology annotation, biological process: late endosome to vacuole transport via multivesicular body sorting pathway. The record is from RefSeq and is a predicted model, not a curated record.
ACGCGGAAGCAGUUCAGUCAUCUUUGUUGUUAGCCGUUUUUUCGGCUCUUGCUAAUCGUAGAAGUUUGUAACAGUGAGUUUUCUUCAGAAUGGCGCUCCCGCCGCAGCUGAAGGCGAUCCAGCAUUACUUAAGAACAGCGCAGGAGCACGAGAAAAGAGACCCGGUGGUUGCUUACUACUGUCGACUUUAUGCCAUGCAGACAGGAAUGAAACUAGAUAGCAAGACUCCAGAGUGUCGAAAGUUUCUUGUGAAACUAAUGGAUCAGUUGGAAAUGAUGAAGAAGGAACUCGGUGAUAACGAAUCCAUCUCACAGGAAAUAGUCGGCAAUGCCCAUAUCGAGAAUUACGCCUUGAAAAUGUUCCUCUAUGCAGACAAUGAAGAUCGAUCCGAACGUUUCCACAAGAAUAUGAUCAAGUCCUUCUACACCUCAAGUCUCCUGUUUGAUGUGUUGAGUGUCUUUGGUGAAUUGUCAGAAGAGAACCUCCAGCACCGGAAGUACGCCAAGUGGAAAGCAGCCUACAUCCACAACUGCCUGAAGAAUGGCGAGACUCCACUGCCCGGGCCUAUUGGAAUGGAGGGGGAAGCAUAUGAUGAUGAAUUUGGUGCUGAGGGUGGUGGUCCUUCACAAGCUCCUGACAAUCCUCCUCAUUCCCAGCCUUCUUUCCAUGGCCAUCCAUCAGACCAACCCCCAACCUCCAAUUUCAGCAAUAUUCAGAUACCUCCUGGGUCACAUGCUCCAGCCAAUACACCUGCAGAGAUUCCCCAUCCAGAAGCAGCACAGCCUGUCAAACCAGUGCCUGUUCCUCGAGCCAUGCCAGUGGUCGACCCUUCACUUCUAAACAAUACACAGGAAGGUGAUGUGCGGCUCACACCAGAAGACUUUACUCGGGCUCAGAAAUACUGUAAAUACGCAGGCAGCGCACUGCAAUAUGAGGACGUGGGCACCGCUGUCCAGAAUCUGCAGAAGGCCCUCAAGCUACUCACCACUGGCAAAGAAUGAGAGCAUUGUGCCGUCCCCUUAACACCACUUUAUCAGAGAUCUGGCUCAGAGGAACUGAAAAAGGGCCAUUUCCCCCAGUCCUGCCUGAAUCAAAAAGAAGACACCCCCACAUCACUCAAUACAACAUCUGUUUCUCGCAUAUUAGAUGCCAAUAGUUAUUCAUUACUACACCCAUGAGAUAAAGAUGCAACACACACACACACACACACACACACACACACACAAAGAGUCAGGUGCAUGUGUAAGAAUCUUCUUAAAUUCGGAGGAGUUCAUACAUAUUUAUGGUUUGGGUGUUUGCUUUUUUUUUUUGUUCUGGCCUUGACAAAAAUUGGGGUAGAUAUGCAUAGACAUGACAGUCCGUCUGAAGAUGUCUCUUAAAUAAAAAUUCUCAUCUUACCUCAGGCUCUGUGAAACACAAGCAUUGAAGACUUUAUGACCUUAACUACUUUUACUACUUUCCGUUUGCUUCUCUGUAUAUGCUUAAGGUGGAAGGAUUCUGUUUUAUUCUGGAUUAUGAUCAAGAAUAAACCUUUUUUGAUCCCCUUUUUUGGCA